AUGGAUAGUGAUUUUGAGAUUGUCAGAUAUGAAUAUCCUUUCCAAUGGCUAAAUGCUGCGUCUCGUGGCCUUGCGGCUGCCGGUGCUGGAGGACAAGUGCAAUUGUGGCAGUUCCUUCUUGAGCUGUUGGCCGUCCUCAAUGCCGCUUGUAUCGCAUGGGAGGGUGCUGAUGGCGAAUUCAAACUGAAUGAUCCUGAUGAAGUUGCCAGACGAUGGGGCGAACGCAAAAGCAAACCGAACAUGAAUUAUGAUAAAUUAAGCAGAGCACUAAGGUACUACUAUGAUAAAAACAUCAUGACGAAAGUACACGGCAAGCGUUACGCUUAAUUUGACUUCCACGGCCUGAUGAUGGCCUGUCAAGCGCAAUCGACCUCUGGGGGCGGAGGUCCAAUUCAAAACGGCGGCCCUGGUAUGGGAGCAGGAUUUUCCUUACCCAUGCACGAGGGUCAUCUCGCAGGAUUGAGUCACCAUGCACAACAUACUUUGAAAUCACAUUCUUCUGCUCAAAGUGAUAUGUAUCAACCAAAUGCACAAGGAAAAGUGAUGGCAAACACGGGAACGAGCGCCCAACAAUCUUCAUCGAGCCACAGCGGCCUUUUUGCUGGUGUGCCACCUUAUUGGAGUUACGCGGGUUUUGAACACAGAACUACUGGAUUUAGUAACUGA
Molecule: messenger RNA, 666 nt
Organism: Ctenocephalides felis (cat flea)
Lineage: Eukaryota; Metazoa; Arthropoda; Insecta; Siphonaptera; Pulicidae
Product: DNA-binding protein D-ETS-6-like
Biological process (GO): cell differentiation; regulation of transcription by RNA polymerase II
Cellular component (GO): nucleus
Molecular function (GO): sequence-specific DNA binding; DNA-binding transcription factor activity, RNA polymerase II-specific
Source: RefSeq, a predicted model, not a curated record